GUGACCUUUCGUCUGUCUUACCCUUUGUGCUUCCAUCCAACUCACGCAGCGGUUCUAAUUGGCGAUGUCACUAGCCGCGGCGCGUUUGAGAUGGACUUCAGACAAUGAUGAAACACCCCUUGGCGGGAGGAACGACAACCGCUGCUCCGUAUCAACAUCUCCCAGAAGCCUGUGGUCUAAGCUUAAUUUUCAUCUGAUUAUAAAGAAGCGAACGCUCCAGUAAAUUAUCCACAAGGUGGAAGACUGAUUACAACGAAGCGAGCUCUCCAGUUAUAUAUCCACAAAGUGGGAAGCAAGAUGCUUUUGUCCAGUCUGCUCACCUCAUCCUUUCUAUUUGACCUCAUCAAUGCUGGCCAACCUCUGGAUGUCAACUUCCAAGCGAAUUUCACUGAGAUUGCGGAGAAGGUGAAGGUCAAUUCCACAGAAAAAGUCUUGGCAGCGGCUCUCGAUGUAUUGGAAGGUUUUGACGACGAGGAUUUUCUUCAGGACGAUUCACGAUCAGGCUAUUGGACGCAUGAGCCGGAAUGCAUACACAACGAUGAUCAUUCGGAGGAAUACUGCGUCUACACUGACAAGACGUUUGCUCGUGGUCGAGGCAUAUCAUUUUUCACUUCACCCACAAUAGCCGCGCGAGUGGUUGAACUCUCCGCAUUCACAGAUUCUGCAGUCCACGAGGAUGUGAACAACUUUGAAGACCCUCCAUGGGAAAUUCGAAAUGUUCCUGGACGCGGCAAUGGAUUAUUUGCCACACGAACCCUUCAUCGGGGAGACCUCAUCCUGGCAGAUACCCCCGUGGGCGUCUUCCAAAGCGAUGCAUUCUUUCUCGAUUAUGCAAUUGGAUACAGAUAUCUUCAUACAGCUUUUGACCGCUUGUCGGAUGCUACCAAAGAUAUCGUCAUGCGAACCGCAGCCCAUUCUCCUGGUGACCCGUAUAUGGAGAGAAUCAACACCAAUGCUUUUGCUGGAGACUUUGAAGGAGCGCCUCAUUUCUUGUUCUAUCCGGAGACAGCUCUCAUGAACCACGAUUGUCGUCCGAAUACUUUAUAUCACCAUGAUACGAACACGCUCGUUCACUCCACCUACGCGUCCCGUACCAUCCUGCUGGGAGAGGAAAUCACCAUCACGUAUAUCAACAUCCUCGAACCUCGCUCGGAGCGUCGCCAAGUUCUGAAUCGCUGGGGCUUCGAGUGUCAAUGUUCACUCUGUUCCCGCAGCAAUGCCGAGAUCAACCACUCCGAUUCUCGCAUUCGGAAAAUUAAUACCCUCCAGACUCAACUCUCAGACUGGACAGAAAACUCCAUCGCAACUCCAGCAAUGGCCGAAGACCUCCUUUUACUCUACGAGGAAGAGCAUAUCCACGCAGCAAAGGGAAUCGGACACAUGCUCGCAGCUUUAGCGUACAAUGCUGAGGGCGACAUUUCACUCGCGAAGAAGCAUGCGAAGUUGGCACUAGAAAGUGGCGUCGUGACUGAUGGGUCGAAAGAAGCGGAUGAGAAUGACUUAGAAGCGAUGAGAAAAAGCCCAAAGAGUCACUGGAGUUAUCUGGUGAGGAAAAAGCAGAGACAGGAGCGAGAGAGGAGUGUGAAAAGUGGAAGAUAAUGCUAAUAGUAAU
Messenger RNA from Mollisia scopiformis, 1612 nucleotides. RefSeq names its product SET domain-containing protein. The transcript has 4 exons. The record is from RefSeq and is a predicted model, not a curated record. Bases 298 to 1599 code for a protein of 433 amino acids. Lineage: Eukaryota; Fungi; Ascomycota; Leotiomycetes; Helotiales; Mollisiaceae. Gene Ontology annotation, molecular function: protein binding.